This is a messenger RNA of Linum trigynum, 6117 nucleotides long. The record is from the annotation of a GenBank genome assembly. Lineage: Eukaryota; Viridiplantae; Streptophyta; Magnoliopsida; Malpighiales; Linaceae.
GAUUUGAGAACCUAUCAUAAGUCAUCUUAUCAAAAUAAACAAAUCGCUUAUGUUCUAUGCUUCUACAUUCAGCGCAACUUAAUUAUGCACUACAUGAUCGUUAUUACAAUACUAGUGUAAAAAUUUGGCCCAUUUAAGGUGUUGUUUUCCAGCGAGGAAAACUCUGGUGUUUGAACUCAAUUAAUGCACCUUGACUUCUUGAACGACGAUUAAUAACACGGUUCAAACCUCUCCGAACAAUGUUCGAACGAGGGUGUUUGAUGUUUUGAUGGUUUUUGGGAACAAGCUAAGUUACAUUGCUCCUACUCUUAUAGAGGUUCAGUGAGAGCUCCAGAUUGUAAAGGCUUUGAGUAUGGUUACAUUGUAGAGAAAGGAUAAAGUUUGACAUGUGUUGUCAAAUGUUUGGUUGUGGAAUCCUUUUACAAUCUUAGUUUUUCCUAUUUAUAGCCACUAGGUGUAAAACUGCCUUGGUAAUUGCUAGCUAGCUUGCUGCUCCAACCAUCUUAGGGACCCCUUGUCUCCGCUUUGGAGACCAAUGGGUAACCGUUGCCUUGGUGUUGAUUCCUAUCACAUUGGGGCCUCUUGCCCCGCCUUGUUGAAUGGUUGGUACUUUAUGGGCUCGAAGCUAAGUAGAGUUGUUGUUGAAUCUUGUUGCUUUGUUUUGACUAGAUGAGGUUGAAGGUCUUUGCCUUGCUCCAUGACGAAGUCUUGACCUCUCCAGCUUGAUACCCCCGUUUUACCUAGCCAGCCCUAUCGGCUUGGUCUCCAUACUUAAUUCUUAGAAUCUCAUCAAGUUGGUACCUUGCGGCCUUGUUGGGUUGGUACCCCGUUAGGGACCACCAAGUCCGUAUUGGGACUUAGUCUCCAUAUGGCUCCCUUAGGGGCUCUACACCAAGUCCUCACCAAGUUGACAACCUCUUAGCUCGGCAUCCUGGCCGACUAGCCCCUACCCAUAAGAUUUCAUAAUAAGUCUAGAGGUUAUGAGGAUGGUCCAUUGCGCCUUAGUACCCAGCCAGGUGGCCACCUUGUUACCUCCUCAUCGGGUUGACACUCUUCAUCUCUAUGCUCAGCUUUUGAGAGGUUUGAUAACUUGAUACCAAGCCUGGCUUGGGGGCUUGGUACCUUGUUGCUUGGCUACCAAGCCAGUUUUGAUGUCCUGCUACACUCUUGCUUGGCUGCCAAGUCUGCCUUGCUGACUUGGUAUACCCAUACUUAGGCAAAUUUCAUGUCAUGGUAUCAGGCCUGCCUUGCCGGUUUGAUACCCCCUUGGUGUUUUGGUACCAAGCCAUGUAUUAUCGCCUUGGUACCCUCUUGGUUCAAGACUAAGCCAAAUUUCUUGUUUGGGUACCAGGGGUACCAGGUCUGCCUUGUCGGCUUGGUACCCUCAACUUUGGUACCUUGUGCCUCCAUACUUAGCCAAAUUUCAUGUUUAGGUAUCAGGGUUGUCUUGCCGGCUUGGUACCCUAUUGGCUCCAUACUUAGCCAAAUUUCAUGUCGUUUGGUAUCAAGCCUUCCUUGUCGGCUUGAUACCCCUUUGGUUCUUUACUUAGCCAAAUUUCAUGUUUGGGUAACAAGCCUGCAUCAUCGUAUAUUGAUACCAACCAUGUCAAGCCUGCCUUGGUACCCUCAGGCCUCAGCCUACCAAGCCUCUUUCGUCGGUUUGGUACCCCGUAGUUUGCCACCCUGUUUCCAGACUUAGUUUUUUGGGAACCGAAUUUCAUACCAAGAGGGUGGAGGCAUCGUCCAGCUAUGGGGGCGGUCAAACGCUAGACCAGGUAUAUCGAGCCUGGCCACUGAGGAUAAAAACACCAAAACCAAUAAGGCCCAGCUAGCUUGUUUAAUGUUUAAUGUUGAGCUAGCUCGUUUAAUGUUUAAUGUUGAGCUAUCUCGUCCACAUUGUACUUGGCCACCAAUCUUAGAAUUUGUGGUAAGCAUAGUUAAUCUUAGUGAGGACUAGAGGUGGCAAUUGGAUCAGAUUCGUGGAUUGGAUUGGUGGAUCCAUGGAUUAAAUGGAUUGGAUCCAAUGGAUUGGUGGAUUGAUCCAUGAAUCCAAAUGACAUCCAAGGCUUGGACCAAAAUGUAAAAUUUGAAAAGUUUAGGUACUAAAAUGUCAUAAUGAAAAUUUUUAGGUACUAAAAUGUAAUUUUCCAAUGAUUUUUUCGUAUAAAAAUAUAAAUUUAGGUACCAAAAUGUAAAAUAUAAAAUAUAUAGGUACCAAAUCGUAAUUUGCCAUUUGGAUCCAUGAAUUUAUUUGUGAAUCCACCAAUCCAAUUGGAUUUGGAUCAAAUGGAUUGGAUUUAAAUGGAUUGGAUUAAGUGGAUAAUUUGGUGGAUGGAUUGGAUUGGAUUCAUGGAUUUGGAUCCUAAUUGCCACCUCUAGUCGGGACCAUAGUACAACGAAGCCAUCAAACCUAGUCGCCCUCUUCCUCCCGCUGGACGUGGUGGCCGCCACGCUUAAUUAUUUUUACCUUAAUUUUAUUCCUAUGAUACGGCAAUGAGAGGAUAAAUCAAGACUCCUUUGGUACUUGGCUUGGGAAUCUAACACUACGAGACAAUCCAAAUUAUCCUUCGUGACAUGACUAGCUACCCAAGCCAUGCUAUGAAGAGGUUACCCAAGCCAUGAUAUGGAAAAGGGUAUCAUAUCAUGCUUUAGGGUGAGACAAGGUCUGACAUACUGGCCAUGAGGAGGAUCGAUUAACUUUGAACCUAUUGACACCUUGCGUCCCAAAAGAAAGGGACAUAGGGUUCGAGAUAUUUAACAAUGACCAAUUGAUCAUGUAUCACCCAUCUAUAUCUUUCAACAAGUAGGCUUCCUUGGAUGUGUAACGUAGAUGAUAAAGGGGAUACACCAGACUCCUAAUCAGCAGCUCAUGCCAUGUAAGUGAUAUGGUGUACCCACCAAUCAAAUGAGUGUAAGGGGCUCCAUGACCCAACAACAUGACUCAUUGCUUACCAGUCAUGGCAAGGUCCUCACAUCGAAAGUUUUACAUCUUUUUUUCUAGCCAUGAUUGGCUUGUGAUUUCCUUUUGUUUUCUUUCUCUUUAUUUUUUACUUGCUAAUUUUAUUUAUAUAUUUAUUUGAAUAUUGAAGAGAGUGACAUACGUCACUGAUAUCCAUACCCUUUGGCAACCACCAACAUGCCAAAGGUGUACACCCACUGACACAUCCAUGGAUUAAACCCGACCAACCAUCCAUAUGCUACUUGUCUUCCCUCCUUUUAGGAGUGGGGGGGGGGGGGGGAGACUCUUUUUGUAUUGGUUUUGAAUUUUCCAACUUAAUAACAGAUGGUAUCCGCUCAACAUGUCCUACCUUGGUGGGCUUGCAAGGGGUUUCAUGCUUUCAUUCUCGAGCUACCUUAUUAGACAUGUUGGGGUUUUGACAUUGACCCUGAUAUGUUUGUCUCAUUCUAGGUGGUUCGGUAGACAUUGCCAACUCCUUUGAUCCAUCAAAGAGACCACGGGUUAUUCUAUGCCUUAGCUUCCCCCAACUUGGCACAUGCUUACUCUCCCUACAUGGUUGGGACACGAGAAGACGAGUGUUUGGGCUAACAAGUUGGCGACCACUCUUGUUGCCAACUUGACUUUCAACCCCUAUGCCUCGUUGUUUUUUUAAUCUUAACACAUAACCACCCUUGGUCCAUUGUAGGACCAUGCCUAGUCGGUCUAUGUCAAAAUGUCUUAUUCAAACCCCCUUGUCUGUCAUUCAUUUUUGCCGCCUUGUUUCCAGACCUAGUUUUUUGGGGAGCCGAAUUUCAUACCAAGGGGGUGGAGGCAUCGUCCGUCUAUGGGGCGGACGAACGCUAGGUCAGAAAUAUGGAGCUUGGCCACUUAGGUAAAAAACCCAAACCAAUAAGGCCCAGCUAGCUCAUUUAAUGUUUAAUGCUGAGAUGGUCUUAUAAAUCCAUUAAAUCCCUUAUAAUUAAUCGAUGUAGUAUGAGUUACUUUUUUUAUGGGUAAACAGGUGUGCUCGAGUUGCAUUUUAUUUUCAAAAUUACGGUCAAUAUUGGUUUGUUAACUCAUACCAUUGCAGAAUCUCAAUCAUCUCAAAUAAUGCAAAAUUAAUUUAGCACUUUGACCAUUUAUUUAACUUUAUAACUGCUUUUACAAAAUAAUGUUUUUAGUGUAAUAAAUAAAGAGUGAGUUGUAAUCACACAACUCUAGUUUCUAUUUGGUAGGAAGAACAUUGUGGAAUGAGAUGGUGGUGGAGUGAGAAAAAAUUUAACUAAAUUGGACAUCGUCUCACUUUCGUCAGAGAAGAAAUGGAGAGACCUAGAGUGAGAAAACUUCUCCUUCUUCAGAUUUUAGAGUGAGAAAGUGACGAACCAAAGAAGAGGGAAAACUAGGGUUUGAUCUCCAAGUAAGGAUUUGGGUUUUCUUCAGCACAAGGAGCAAGGCUUUCCUCUUCAUGAUAGUUUUCUUUUCCCUCUUUUGUGUUUUCCCUUCUCAUAGCAUGGAGUAGUCCCUUAUUUCACUUGGGUGUUUGUAAACCCUAGCUACAAUUAUGUGAAUGCUUGUAUGAACUGAAUGAUUUGUGUGGGGAUGUGUUUUAAUGUGAAUGUGGAGGUAUUAUUCAGAAAUGAUUUUGUUGUGUGAAAACCUAUCAAUCUAAUUGCCAUUCUAACCUAGUUUAGAGAAACCCCUUAACUUAAGAGGCUCUUCUAGAAAUGAUUUUGUUGUGUGAAAACCUAUCAAUCUAAUUGCCAUUCUAACCUAGUUUAGAGAAACCCCUUAACUUAAGAGGUUCUUCUAUAGAUGGGUUUCUUUGGGCAUUCUAUGCCUCAUAGUCUAGGUUAGUUAGAGGUCAAACCUCCUAAUUCAUAUUAAACACUUAGGGUUUGGUUGUGGGUGGCCGUCCGAACUCCAAUUCGAGAGUGAAGUCUAACUAAUCCUUAGUCGAUAGGUUGAGAAGGUCACAUCAGUGGCUUGGAUCGUAUUCAUUCCUCAACCUAGAAUCUAAGAGGGUAACUUUGGUUGCUUGUUAGACUUUCCUGCGGUUUAUGACCCUCUAACCACACACAGUCGAUCGAUUCUUCAAGUCAUAAUUGUUAGCUAGGGGGAGCAACACCCAGGUGAAGCUUUCUCAACUAGAGUCAAAUUCAUUUUACCUUUGCAAAGUAAUUUAGUUUUCAAUCUUUGUUUUCACCAAAACCGAUUUGCUAGAUAAUGUUUCAAACAGUCGAAGUAGCGGUACAUGGAUCAGCCUGGGUCGAUAUAUAAACAUACUUGCCCUAUAUUGCACCCAUCUAAGGUUUAUACUUGGACCUUAGGUGGGAUUUUAUUGUGAUAGUUAGACCGAGUCAAGUAUCUUACUUCGUUGUCAAGGAAACAACGGUCUGUUAUCGUGAAAAGUUUGUUUGGUGUUAAUCUAGCUUUUAAUUUCUGUUGUGUUAAGUUGUGACUUGUUUUCUUGUGCUAGACGUGUUGUGUUCCUUGAGUGUGUGUAGGGAGGUGCAUGAUCCGGAGCAAUCCGGCGCCUUUGACACCACUGGACGAGGACAUAAACCGGACCCUCCGACUUCUAGCUCGAGAGAGGGAGCAAGCGGAGGCAAAAAGGAGAAGUGAAGAAAGGGGAAAACAAGUCGGUCCCAAAGUUGAAGCAAUUGAAGAAGGAGUUGUAGUUGAGAUGGCAGCAAAUCAACACCGAGGGGCUAAUCCGCUUCCAAACCCAAAUGGAGAAGCGGAAGCCAAGGAAGGGCCAAGGACUAUGGGCUAUUACAUGGCUCCACGGGCGACGGAUAUCCAAUCUCCCAUCUUCCAUCCACCCGUGGCCUCCAACAACUUUGAGAUCAUCAAUCCCUCUCUCUCGUGACGAUGAUUCAACAAAAUGCUUACUUCCACGGGCUAUCCCAUGAAUCACCACGAGAGCAUGUCCAAAGGUUUCUUGAGCUAGCGGGAAGCUUGAAGAUUAAUGGCGUCCCCAAGGAGGCAUUGAGAUUGAAGCUUUUCCCCGAUACUGUCCUCCUUCCAAGACGGCCGAGUGGAGGAAGAAGAUCACUCACGUUGAGCAAGAGGAGGAUGAGAAAUUGAGGGACGCAUGAGAAAGGUUCUCCGACUAUUUCCUCCAAUGCCCUCACCAUGGAUUUGAGGAGCAAUUUCGGAUAUAAACUUUCUAUGGAGGA